Molecule: messenger RNA, 1668 nt
Organism: Bombina bombina (fire-bellied toad)
Lineage: Eukaryota; Metazoa; Chordata; Amphibia; Anura; Bombinatoridae
Exons: 7
Coding region: 154-1668 (504 amino acids)
Source: RefSeq, a predicted model, not a curated record
AGUGAUAGUGGAUACCAUCACAUUAACCACACUCAGCUGGAUGCGUCUGAGGUAUUGGAUCAUAAUGAGAAUGUAAAUUCCUGCAACAAGACUUUUGUUGUCUCUGGAGAAAAUUCCAUUACCUGUAGUCCUGAAAAAACAUUUAAGAACGACAUGUUACUUGGAAAAAAAUACAUUGCUGAUGUAGACCUUAUUGUUCGUUGGAAUGAAAGUGUAAUUCCUAAGACAUAUGCUAUUGAACGUACUAAUCAGAUGACCAUCAAAUAUUCUCCAGUGAAAAAUUCAAUAAGAUCUCCAUAUCCAGAUGCCAGCAAAAAAGAUUGUUUGGAAGAGCUGGAACCUAUAAGCCCUAAAGCUGAAUAUUCUAUUAUGUCUCCUUUGAAAGUCUCCAUUUCCUCCCAAGUUAAAAGAUUUUUUGGCAGACACCACAAAUCUAGAUCUCUAGAUUGUACAGGCUCAUCUGAACAGACUGCAGCUUGUAAAGAGAGGUAUGAAACAGAUCACGAGUUUGCAGAUGAUGAAGAUUCUAAUUUUUCAGACUCCUGGAAUGUCAGUUUUGCCAAUUUUUAUCCACAAAAGAUCGAAUAUCUCAGCAGACUGAUGGAAAUCCCAUGUAAGAAGCAGGCUGCCACAAAUAUACUGAGAUACUACAGACGUCAUGUUUGGUGUGCUAAGAAACAAAAGUUGAACCUCAAGAGAGAAAUUCACAAGGCAAAAAAUGUGAGAAGGCUGACUUCCCUGAAAGCCGACGAUGGAAAGUCACUUUGUACUAUAAAUUUAAAGACAAAGAAACUGGUAGAGACACAUGUUCUGCACAAUUCUGGCAUAGCAGAAUCUGGAGAAAAUGGCAUACAUUCUAGAUACACUAAUGUGACGCCAAAGUUUAAAAAUGCAAAGACUGAAAAUCUCCAAGUUUCUGUUUUAUCUCAAACAUUUACUCUGUCCCCAGAGAAAACUUUCAUUUGUAAUCCAAGCACUGUAUCAACUAGGCCAAAAGGUUCAAUCAAAUGUGACUUUUUGUCUUCCAACCCUUCCAAUCCACAUACUUCAUUAGUGGCUCUAACAGAAAACAGCCAAACUGGUAGAUCUCCAUCAAACCUACCCUCUCUUCCCUGGCUGAACCAAAGGCAGCAGAAAAAUGAAAGAAUUUUAAAGGUUCAGAAAUGGCUAAACAGCAUGGAAAAAGCAGAGGAGCCAAAAGAAAUGCAAAGAACUCUGAAAAGAAGGCAUUCUUUUUCUUCGUUUCCUGUAGUGAAAAGUCCUGCAAAGAACUGUUUAACUUAUGAAAGUUCUUUUGAAGCGGUGUAUAGGAAGUUAGUUUUACAAGAUCCACAGCAGCGGACUUUGCAUAAGGGAAGAAAUAUAAACUUAAUUACACAAACACAUGUUUCUCAAACUUUGAGUGCCCUUAUCAAUUCACCAAUGUCAUACAGAGCUAAAAGAGUUGCAGGUGAUGACUUUAUGUGUUUAUCAAAGUUAAAGAGGCACAGAACUAUGAUUGAACCUCUUAUUCCAGAUGUUUCAAGUCUGGAAUCUAAAUAUAUGAAAAAUUAUAACUCUUACUCAACAACAGCCAGCUUACCUCAGUUGAAUGCUGAUUGGUCAGUAGGCUUAUGUAACAAAAAUUAUCAAAGACCUUAUUUGGAAGUGCAUAUUAAGUGUGUGUGA